CCACGCGGACCGCAAAGAGGAGGCGCCUGGACGAUGGUCGCUCUCGGCUGAGUUUCCGGCUGCGACUUUAUUGGCAAAAAAUCGCAGUAACAAUACCGGCCCCAAGGCUGACCACCGCCACGCUCAGUCUCCGAAAGUCCGCACACGACUGCAUCGCCUACCCUUGGACCCUGAUUGUCAGCUCCAAACGAGCCGAUGGAAAAAUCCAAAAAUUUCCGCAUCGACGCCCUUCUGGCCGUGGAUCCCCCGCGAGCCGCCUCUACGCAGAGCGCGCCUCUGGCCUUGGUCACUUCCCUCGCGACUACAGUAUCUGGUCCUGGCCGCGGCAGCGGCGGCGGCGGGGGGACCAGUAGCGGGGCGAGCCGCAGCUGCAGUCCCGCGUCCUCGGAGGCCACUGCAGCGCCCAGUGACCGGCUGAGAGCUGAGAGCCCGUCGCCCCCACGCUUGCUGGCUGCACACUGUGCCCUGCUGCCCAAGCCUGGAUUCCUGGGCGCCGGAGGAGGCGGCGGCGCGGCGGGUGGGCCGGGCACUCCCCACCACCACGCGCACCCUGGUGCAGCGGCCGCCGCGGCUGCCGCUGCGGCUGCCGCCGCUGCCGGUGGCCUGGCACUGGGGCUGCACCCGGGGGGCGCACAGGGCGGCGCGGGCCUGCCCGCACAGGCAGCUCUCUACGGACACCCGGUCUACAGUUACUCGGCGGCAGCUGCAGCGGCCGCGCUAGCCGGCCAGCACCCAGCGCUUUCCUACUCGUACCCUCAGGUGCAGGGCGCGCACCCUGCGCACCCUGCCGAUCCCAUCAAACUGGGUGCCAGCACCUUCCAACUGGACCAGUGGCUGCGCGCGUCUACUGCGGGCAUGAUCCUGCCCAAGAUGCCGGACUUCAGCUCCCAGGCGCAGUCUAACCUCUUGGGGAAGUGCCGAAGGCCUCGCACGGCAUUCACCAGCCAGCAGCUGUUGGAGCUGGAACACCAGUUCAAGCUCAACAAGUACCUGUCUCGACCCAAGCGUUUUGAGGUGGCUACCUCGCUCAUGCUCACCGAGACUCAGGUGAAGAUUUGGUUCCAGAACCGCCGAAUGAAAUGGAAACGCAGCAAAAAGGCCAAAGAGCAGGCUGCGCAGGAGGCGGAGAAGCAGAAGGGCGGCGGGGGCAAUGGCAAGGGUUGCACUGAGGAGAAGACAGAAGAGGAGCUGAUGGGGCCCCCGGUUUCGGGGGACAAGGCCAGUGGCCGUCGCCUGCGGGACUUGCGGGACAGUGACCCGGAUGAAGACGAGGAUGAUGAAGAAGAGGACAACUUCCCUUACAGCAAUGGUGCGGGUGCCCAAGCUGCCUCAUCUGACUGCUCAUCUGAGGACGACUCGCCUCCCCCAAGACUAGGCGGGGGGCCUGGACACCAAUCUCUGCCCCAGUAGUUGCCCCAAGGGCGGAAGCAGGGAUGCGAAAGAUGGCUACCUGG
Mus pahari (shrew mouse) is the source of this 1454-nucleotide messenger RNA. It is a transcript of the gene Mnx1, whose product is annotated as motor neuron and pancreas homeobox 1. Gene Ontology annotation, molecular function: DNA-binding transcription factor activity, RNA polymerase II-specific; sequence-specific double-stranded DNA binding. Lineage: Eukaryota; Metazoa; Chordata; Mammalia; Rodentia; Muridae. Gene Ontology annotation, cellular component: nucleus. Gene Ontology annotation, biological process: regulation of DNA-templated transcription; neuron projection morphogenesis; spinal cord motor neuron cell fate specification. The transcript is spliced from 3 exons. Bases 196 to 1410 code for a protein of 404 amino acids. The record is from RefSeq and is a predicted model, not a curated record.